UGUGCAACCAAAGAUUUGUUGUUUUGAGCGCCAAAGACGACAACCGGUGUGUUGAAGCGAAAAAGUGUUUGUUGUUAUUGUUAUAUCGUACUCCUGACUGAAGUUGGAAAAUAGCACUGAAAUAUUCUGACGAGUUUUACUUCGCACUUCAAAAUGAAACUAAACGUUACGGAAUGUGCGGGUCGCUUGCUGUCAAAGCCUUCGGAGCAAUCAGCGGAUGUUGUAGUAGACCGAGUCGACAGCCAAUUUCAAGAUCAUUCGAAUAGAUUUCGACUCGUAAACAAGGACUUCUCUCGUCAGUAUUUCCAUUUCUAUGCGGAGAGGCUCAGUUCUAUGAAAGAACUGUUACUGCCAAGAAUAAACCAAAAGUGGGGUACUAACAUUCCUGUGAAGACCCUUGCCGAUUUAAAAGAAGAUAGUACUGAUAGAUGUAUUAUCGUUGGUACAUUAUACAAACAUCAGGAGUUAAAGCCCAGCAUUUUAAAAGAAAUAAGUGAAGAGAACCAGCUUGUCCCUCAGCCUCCUCGUUCUGAAUACACUGGUGACGAAGAUCAGCUGAUUCUUGAGGAUGAGCUUCAACGUAUCAAAUUAAUUGGGGAGAUAAAUCCACAUGAUGUCAUCACAGGUGUGGUCUGUGCUGUGCUUGGUGCUGAGCAUGAAGGAGGCAAAUUUAAGGUUGAGGAGUACUGCUUCCCAACUCCCUCUGGACCAUCUCAACCACUUAUUCCUCCAUCGGAAGACAGGUACAUUGUGCUUGUUAGUGGGCUUGAUCUAGCAGGGAGUGCAGAUGUCUUAUUUCCAUUUGAAUUACUAGUGGAUUGGGUAAGUGGAUGGCUUGGAGAUAUUGGAGAACAAAAAAACCAGGCUCUUGUCAGCCGUAUUCUGUUUGCUGGUAACAGUAUCAGAUGUAAGUCUGCGAAUAGAGGAGCAGCACUUCAACAUGUGAGUGAAGGCCUGGAUCAAUCAAGCACCCUUGAUGCUGUUAAAACUUUUGAUGAAUUUCUCCAACAACUUGCUAGUAACAUUCCUGUUGACUUAAUGCCAGGGGAAUUUGAUCCUUCAAAUUGCACCUUACCUCAGCAACCUUUACAUUGUUGUAUGUUCCCCAAGGCCGCUGCUUACAAAACCUUGCACAGCUCUCCAAAUCCCUAUGACUUUGAAGUUGAUGGUCGCCGCAUUAUUGGCACUGCAGGCCAGCCAAUUGAUGAUAUUGCUAGUUUUACCAGGAUUACAGACCGCCUUGCCAUACUUCAACAUACAUUAGAAUGGGGCCAUAUUGCACCUUCUGCCCCUGACACAUUGCGUUGCUACCCAUUUGCAGGUAAAGAUCCAUUUAUUAUCAAAGAACUGCCAGAUGUUUACUUUGUCGGCAAUCAGCCUAGCUAUCAAAGUAAAAUAUUCUCAGGUGAUAAUGGGAAAGAAGUUCGCUUGAUUUGUAUUCCAAAAUUUUAUCAAACUAAAACAUGUGUUGUAUUAAAUUUGAGAAACUUAGAUUGUCAUACUAUGACUUUUGGAGAGCCUCUGUCUGAAGACAUGGAAGUAGAAAAGUAGUCCCAAUUAAUUUUUUAUAUUUUUGU
Molecule: messenger RNA, 1577 nt
Organism: Frankliniella occidentalis (western flower thrips)
Lineage: Eukaryota; Metazoa; Arthropoda; Insecta; Thysanoptera; Thripidae
Gene: PolD2
Product: DNA polymerase delta subunit 2
Exons: 7
Coding region: 154-1551 (465 amino acids)
Biological process (GO): DNA strand elongation involved in DNA replication; DNA replication
Cellular component (GO): delta DNA polymerase complex
Molecular function (GO): DNA binding
Source: RefSeq, a predicted model, not a curated record